AUGGAAAAGGCAGUGGAUAACUCAGUCAGGACCUUUAUGGACAUGAUGCGAGUGCCAGUGCUGUUUUACAGGACCAUUGGCGAGGAUAUCUACGCUUAUCGAUCCACAAAUCCUUUGAAAUCGCUUCUGCUGAAGAUCUACUUAUAUGCGGGAUUUAUCAAUUUCAAUUUGCUAGUGAUCGGUGAGCUGGUGUUUUUCUACAAGUCACUGCAGGACUUUGAAACCAUUCGUUUGGCCAUUGCCGUGGCUCCCUGCAUUGGAUUUUCACUGGUGUCCGAUUUUAAGCAAGCCGCCAUGAUGACUGGCAAGGAGUCGUUGAUAAUGCUGCUCGAAGACCUGGAGGACAUGCAUCCAAAGACCCAGCAGAAACAGAAGGCAUACAAAUUGUUGGACUUCGAAAAGACCAUGAAACGUGUGAUCAAUAUCUUCACGUUUCUCUGCUUGGCAUAUACGACCACAUUUUCAUUUUAUCCGGCCAUUAAGGCCACGGUAAAAUUUAAUUUUUUGGGCUACGACACCUUUGAUCGAAACUUCGGUUUCCUCAUCUGGUUUCCCUUCGAUGCCACUAGCAAUAAUUUGAUUUACUGGAUCACAUACUGGGAUAUAGCUCAUGGAGCUUAUUUAGCGGGCAUAGCUUUUCUCUGCGCGGAUCUUCUGCUCGUUGUGGUCAUUACACAGAUCUGUAUGCACUUCAGUUAUAUAUCGCUGUGUUUGGAGGAGCAUCCCUGUAAAUCGGACAAGGACAGAGAGAAUAUAGAGUUUCUCGUUGGCAUUAUCAGGUAUCACGACAAGUGUCUUAAACUCUGCGAACGCGUUAAUGAUAUUUACAGCAUCUCGCUGCUCUUAAAUUUCUUGAUGGCCUCGAUGCAGAUAUGUUUUAUAGCCUUUCAGGUCACCGAAUCCACCGUGGAAGUUAUCAUUAUCUACUGCAUAUUCCUGAUGACCUCGCUAGUACAAGUAUUUUUAGUGUGCUACUAUGGAGACAUGUUGAUUGCCACGAGUCUGAAAGUGGGCGAUGCCGCUUACAAUCAGAAGUGGUUCCAGUGCAGCAAGUCCUAUUGCAGCAUGUUGAAGCUUCUAAUUCUGCGAAGCCAGAAGCCAGCUUCAAUAAGACCGCCUACACUUCCACCCAUUUCCUUGGUUACCUAUAUGAAGGUCAUCAGCAUGUCGUAUCAGUUUUUUGCCUUACUGAGGACCACAUACAGCGAUAAUUGAAUAAUCACAGCGCCUCUCUCCGCGCUUCUCAAAGCAUCCACUUGGUGGGAAUCGAUUCGUUAAUAGGGAUUUUCAACAUCUCUUCAAUAAUCUCCCUUACACCGCUCUUCCCUGCAAUUCAACGCCAAUCGCUACAUCUGAAGCAUUCGAACUUAAUGACGCCCUCGACACGCUUUGAUAAUAUUUAAUUAAAAAUCGCAUUUAAAAUUAAUAAGCUUAAAUGGAGACCAAUAGCGCCUGGCCGAGCACAAAAAUCCGGCAGCAGUAGAGGCACACGAGGCAAACAAAAUAAUAUUUUUUUCAAAAGGAAUAUUACAGCACCGUUCACAAAAAAAAAGCGCCAAGGACCGGGGCGCAAAUAAAAGCAGAAAUGGGGGUCCCAUCCCCCAAAAAAACACUCCCGCUCUGACCUGGUAAUAAAAGGAACAACAUAAAACGCAAUCACAAUCAUCGACAAUAAUCUGGCAGCAACAACCAACAAAAAAAUGCUUAUUAUAAAAUUUCACAGUUUUUCAAUGAGCAAAAAUGAAGCGGAGCGGGCGUAAAAAAAAUGGUCGAGAGUGCGGGGGUGGAAUGGCAAUGGCUUUUCAAAAUCAUAAUGGCAGCUAGUAACAAGAGUUUUGUGUGCAAAUAAGUGGGCGAGGGUGGUACGAAAAUUUGUUUUGCCAUGGCGGCCAACCGAUCAGAGUCGGAGCUGGCAAAUACCACGUCAGCAGGAGACGUCCUCCGUCUCCACAGCCCUGUGCACAGAGAAAAAAAAAUGGCAAGUACAUCCGAAUUUAAUCUGAAGUCCC
Molecule: messenger RNA, 2009 nt
Organism: Drosophila gunungcola (fruit fly)
Lineage: Eukaryota; Metazoa; Arthropoda; Insecta; Diptera; Drosophilidae
Gene: Or67c
Product: odorant receptor 67c
Exons: 4
Coding region: 1-1215 (404 amino acids)
Biological process (GO): detection of chemical stimulus involved in sensory perception of smell; sensory perception of smell
Cellular component (GO): plasma membrane
Molecular function (GO): odorant binding; olfactory receptor activity
Source: RefSeq, a predicted model, not a curated record